Ricinus communis (castor bean) is the source of this 1612-nucleotide messenger RNA. RefSeq lists its product as uncharacterized. The transcript has a single exon. NCBI's taxonomy places the organism in Eukaryota, Viridiplantae, Streptophyta, Magnoliopsida, Malpighiales, Euphorbiaceae. The record is from RefSeq and is a predicted model, not a curated record. The coding region runs from base 219 to 1280 and encodes 353 amino acids.
GAAAGGAAUAGAAAAGCAAAUGAAAGCUGUCAAUUUUUCUCUCUUUAAUUCCCUCCUGUCUUUAGGAAAAGAAAAACUAUCCCUCUAAACUAAACAUACCUCAAAAUCAAAAAUCCAAAGACCAAUACGCAGUUCAUCAACCUCUAGAUCUAAAAAGAAAGAACUGUAGCCAAGAAGAGAAGAAAGCGAGUUUGGCUUCAAAAAACAGACAGAACAGAAUGAAAAAAAGAGAAACCAAGGGAGCUCCGUCAGCAGAUUUAUUGGUGUGUUUUCCUUCUAGAGCACAUCUAGCUUUGCUUCCUAAACCCAUUUGUAGUCCUGCAAGACCAGCAGAGUCUAGCAAACGGCACCACCACAGCCACCAUCACCGCCACCACCUAAAGAAAGCAAAUAGAGGUGGUGCUGCUGGGGGUCAAGCUAGUCCUCUCUUAUGGGCCAAGAACAAGCAAAUGGGCACAGAAAUUGCAGAACCAACUUCACCCAAGGUCACAUGUGCUGGACAGAUCAAAGUGAGGCACAAAGCCACUGCAUGCAAAAGCUGGCAAUCAGUCAUGGAAGAGAUCGAAAGAAUUCACAACAACAGGAAACAAAAGAAGAAGUCUACAUGGAUUGAUUCUUUUGGAUUUAAAAAGGACGUAAUGCAAUUCUUGACAUGUUUGAGAAAUAUAAGAUUCGAUUUUCGGUGCUUUGGUUCUAUUCCUCAAUCAGACGUGAUCACUUCCGAUGAUGAUGAAGAGAAUGAUGAUGGUGAGGAAGAAGAAUGUCAAGAAAAUAAUCGCGGUGGAGUUGAGAGAAGUAGUGAUCAUGGUAACGAGGAUUCAAGAACCAUAUUCUCGAAAUGGUUCAUGGUGUUACAAGAGAAUCAAAACAACGAUUCUUGCAAAGAAAAGAAAAAAGGGAAUUAUAAAGAGAAGUCGUGUAUUGAUAAUGAUAAGUCUAUUGCCGCACCUUCUGUCCCUCCUCCUAAUGCUCUUUUGCUUAUGCGAUGUCGUUCUGCUCCUGCAAAGAGCUGGCUAGAAAAGAAGCAAGAAGAAGAAGAAGAGGAGGAGGAGGAGGAGGAAGAAGAAGAAGAGGAUGAGGAUAUGGAAACAGAAGAAAUUAAAGGAAAGAAUUUAAAGGCUUUAAUAGAAGAAGAGAAAAGAAAUAUGAAGAAAGAGAGCCUGGUAGUGAUGAGAUAUGAUACUGAUUUCUACAAAUGUUCAACUGAUAUAGCGAAAGAAACAUGGGUUGUUGGUGGAAUGAGAGAUCCACUAUCAAGAAGUCGAAGCUGGAAGAGAUGAUCAUCUUCAACAAUGUAUGGAAUUCAAAGUAAAUUUCAUACUGUUCAAAAAAUCUUUUUGUGCACCUCUUUCUAAAAAGAAUUUUUCUUUCUUGGUUCUUGCGUGGGAAUUGGGAGAAAACCAGAAAAACCAAUCUUAAACAGGCUUUGAUUAUAGCUUUUACUCUUGUUGGUUUUUAAUUCUCGAUCAUAAAACUUUUGAAAUUGUACUACGUUUUUGUACAGCUCUUCUUUCCUUUUUCCCUGGAAAGGAUUUUGCUGCCAUGCCAUGUAUAUGUAUAUCUUUUGUGUUGUACUUGCUUAACUACCUAAUUACAUUACUAAAAUUGAUAA